GAUCGUCAACCUUCAUUUAGCUAUCAAUUAACCAAUGCCAACAAAGUUACCAUAAUCUUCACAAUUUUAUAUAUUUGAUGGGUGCAUUUAUAAAUUCCCUAAUUACAUGUGGAAGAGAGAGAAUAAUUAAACAAAAACAAACAAAUGUAUAAUUUCUCCCUCUGAGUGAUUGACAAACAAAAUCAUGAAAACAAUCAAAACUCCAACUUUUAACUAAGCCACUUCCUCACUCAUAUCUCACUAAGCACAAAACACAAACCAACCAAAUUUCUCGAUCUCAAAAAAUCAAAUCCCUAAUUUCAUCUUAUCUCUCUCCUCCGAUCACCAUUUUUUCCGAUCAAUUGCCGGAAAUUUCACCGGUGAUCUUGAAUUCAACCUCCAUUUUUAAGUCAGAUCUCGGAAAUUGAUCGGGAAUGGCUUCCUCGGAAGCCGAUUCCCGGCUGAAACAAGUGUUGGUGCCUUCAUUAGAGAAGAUCAUAAAAAAUGGUUCAUGGCGGAAGAAUUCAAAGCUUGUUCAUGAGUGUAAAUCUCUUCUAGAGAAGCUAAACUCAUCGAAUUUACACUCUCUCUCCUCCCCUGAAUCUCCGUCUUCCACCAUUGGUCCAGUUGUCGACAGUGGGACCCAUGAAUACUCUCUAGAAGAUUCCGAGCUAAUUCUCUCUCCUUUCAUCAACGCUGCAUCGUCGUCAAACCCUAAGAUCGGCGAUGCAGGAAUUUCGUGUUUGCAGAAGCUUAUCUCUCAUGGAUAUAUCCGAGGUGAGGCAGAUUCGAGUGGGUCAAAUCCUGAGUCGAAGUUGUUGUCACGAGUUAUUGACUCAGUGUGUAAGUGUAAUGAGGUUAACAAUGAUGAGAGUAUGGAACUUGUUGUGUUGAAAACCCUACUUUCUGCUGUUACUUCGACUAGUCUUAGGAUUCAUGGUGAUUGUUUAUUGCAGAUUGUUAGGACAUGUUAUGAUAUAUAUUUAGGGAGUAAGAAUGUGGUGAAUCAGACGACGGCGAAAGCAUCGUUGAUUCAGAUGCUUGUGAUUGUUUUCAGGAGAAUGGAGGCGGAUUCAUCGUCGGUUCCUGUUAUGCCUAUUGUAGUGGCUGAGCUAAUGGAACCGCCUGAGAAGUCGGAUUCUGAUCCCGGUGUUACUCAGCAAGUGCAGGGGUUUAUUACUAGGAUAAUUCAGGAUAUUGAUGGGGUAUUGAAUACAGUGAAUGUAGGUGGUGAUAAGGGUGGUGGAGGUAGUGGUGGGGCGGCUCAUGAUGGGGCGUUUGAGACUAGGGUGAAUGCUACUGUGGAGGGGACGAAUCCGGCGGAUUUGUUGGAUUCUACUGAUAAGGAUAUGUUGGAUGCUAAGUAUUGGGAGAUUAGUAUGUAUAAGUCCGCGUUGGAAGGGAGGAAGGGGGAGUUAGCGGAUGGGGAGGCUGUGGAAGGGGUUGGAGUCAUGGAGAGAGAUGAUGAUUUAGAGGUUCAGAUUGGGAAUAAGUUGAGGAGAGAUGCUUUCUUGGUGUUUCGUGCACUUUGUAAGUUGUCAAUGAAGACGCCUCCCAAAGAGGCAAUGUCGGAUCCUCAGCUUAUGAGGGGGAAGAUUGUGGCUCUAGAGUUGCUUAAGAUUUUGUUGGAGAAUGCUGGCACAAUUUUUAGGACCAGUGACAGAUUUUUGGGUGCUAUCAAGCAAUAUCUAUGUUUAUCAUUGCUUAAGAACAGCGCCUCAACUCUGAUGAUUGUCUUCCAGCUUUCAUGCUCUAUAUUCAUGAGUUUGGUAGCGAGAUUUCGAGGUGGGUUGAAGGCUGAGAUUGGGGUGUUCUUCCCUAUGAUAGUUCUUCGAGUAUUGGAAAAUGUGGCUCAACCUAAUUUCCAGCAGAAGAUUAUAGUGCUGCGAUUUCUGGAAAAACUUUGUGAAGAUUCUCAGAUCUUGGUGGACAUAUUCAUUAACUAUGAUUGUGAUGUCAAUUCAUCGAAUAUAUUUGAGAGAAUGGUCAAUGGCCUUCUCAAAACAGCUCAAGGUGUGCCACCUGGUGCAACCACUACAUUGUUGCCACCACAAGAAGAAACUCUGAAAUUCGAAGCAAUGAAAUGCUUGAUCGCUGUCUUAAAGUCAAUGGGAGACUGGAUGAAUCGUCAAUUACGAAUCCCAGAUCCUCAUUCAGCAAAAAAGUAUGAACCAGCAGAUAACAGUCCUGAAGCUGGUAGUCCUCACUUGGUGAAUGGUCAUGGGGAUGAGCCUACAGAAGGUUCUGAUAGUCAUUCUGAAUCUUCAACUGAUGUUUCCGAUGCGCAAACAAUUGAGCAGCGCCGGGCAUACAAGCUGGAACUUCAGGAAGGUAUCUCUCUUUUUAAUAGGAAACCGAAAAAGGGGAUUGAGUUCCUGAUUAAUGCUAAUAAGGUGGGCAGUUCAGCAGAGGAAGUAGCAGCAUUUCUCAAAGAUGCUUCUGAUCUUAACAAGACUUUAAUUGGUGAUUAUCUUGGGGAAAGAGAAGAAAUGUCAUUGAAAGUGAUGCAUGCAUAUGUAGAUUCCUUUGAUUUCCAAGGUAUGGAGCUAGAUAAAGCAGUUAGGGUCUUUCUGCAAGGCUUCAGGUUGCCUGGUGAAGCCCAGAAGAUUGAUAGGAUCAUGGAAAAGUUUGCUGAACGUUAUUGGAAAUGUAAUCCAAAGGCAUUCUCUAGCGCAGACACUGCUUAUGUCCUUGCCUAUUCAGUUAUAAUGCUCAACACUGAUGCCCACAAUCCUAUGGUCAAGAAUAAGAUGUCUGCUGAAGAUUUCAUUAGAAACAAUCGUGGUAUUGAUGAUGGAAAAGAUCUUUCGGAGGAGUAUAUGAGAUCCUUGUAUGAACGAAUAACUAAAAAUGAGAUUAAGAUGAAGGAAGAAGACUUGGCUUCUAUGCAAAAGCAAUCUAUGAAUCCCAACAGAAUCUUAGGUUUGGACAGUAUCUUAAAUAUUGUGAUUCGUAAGCGAGAUGAGAACUACAUGGAGUCCAGUGAUGACCUGAUAAGGCAUAUGCAAGAACAAUUUAAAGAAAAAGCUCGCAAGUCCGAGUCAGCUUAUUAUGCUGCAACGGACGUCGUAAUCCUCCGAUUCAUGAUUGAGGCCUGCUGGGCUCCUAUGCUUGCUGCUUUCAGUGUUCCACUUGAUCAAAGUGAUGAUGAAGUAAUCAUAUCCUUGUGUCUUGAUGGUUUCCGUCAUGCGAUCCAUGUUACAUCAGUGAUGUCCAUGAAGACUCAUAGGGAUGCAUUUGUGACGUCACUUGCCAAGUUUACCUCUCUGCACUCACCGGCUGAUAUCAAACAAAAAAAUAUAUAUGCUAUUAAGGCAAUCGUUACAAUUGCAGAUGAAGAUGGAAACUACCUUCAAGAAGCUUGGGAGCACAUAUUGACAUGUGUUUCUCGUUUUGAGCACUUGCACCUACUGGGGGAAGGUGCUCCUCCUGAUGCGGCUUUCUUUGCUCUUCCUCAAAGUGAUCAAGAGAAAUCAAAACAGACCAAGUCUAAUAUUCUUCCGCUUUUAAAGAAAAAGGGUGCUGGAAAAAUUCAGUAUGCUGCAGCCGCUGUGAGAAGAGGUUCUUAUGAUAGCGCUAGCAUUGGUGGCAACACUUCUGUUACAUCGGAACAGAUGAAUAAUUUAGUCUCCAAUUUGAACAUGCUUGAACAAGUUGGAAGCAGUGAAAUGAAUCGGAUAUUUACUCGAAGUCAAAAGCUCAAUAGUGAAGGAAUAAUAGAUUUUGUCAAGGCACUGUGUAAGGUAUCAAUGGAGGAAUUGCGAUCUGCCUCUGAUCCGAGAGUUUUUAGUCUGACAAAGAUUGUUGAGAUUGCGCACUACAACAUGAACCGCAUUAGGCUUGUAUGGUCAAGCAUCUGGAAUGUGCUUUCUGACUUCUUUGUGACAAUUGGAUGUUCUGAAAAUCUGUCAAUAGCAAUUUUUGCUAUGGAUUCUUUGCGUCAAUUGUCAAUGAAGUUUUUGGAACGGGAAGAAUUGUCUAAUUAUAAUUUCCAAAAUGAGUUUAUGAAGCCCUUUGUCAUUGUGAUGCGGAGGAGUAGUGCUGUUGAGAUCAGGGAAUUAAUCAUCAGAUGUGUGUCUCAGAUGGUGUUAUCCCGAGUAAACAAUGUCAAGUCUGGAUGGAAGAGCAUGUUCAUGGUCUUCACAACAGCAGCUUAUGAUGAUCACAAAAAUAUAGUUCUCUUGGCCUUUGAGAUAAUGGAGAAGAUUGUUCGAGACUACUUCCCAUACAUCACUGAGACUGAGACCACUACAUUUACAGAUUGUGUAAAUUGCCUCGUUGCAUUUACUAAUAGCAGAUUCAACAAGGACAUUAGUCUUAGUGCUAUUGGCUUCCUGCGCUACUGUGCAGAGAAGCUUGCUGAAGGAGAUCUUGGGUCUUCUGGCAAAAUUAAGGAUCAAGAAACUCUGGGUAGUAUCUCUUCUUCAGUAUCUCAAACAGCAAAGGAUGGAAAACUAGAAAAUGGAGAGUUGACUGACAAGGUGGACCAACUAUAUUUCUGGUUCCCAUUGUUGGCUGGAUUGUCAGAACUUAGUUUUGAUCCAAGACCAGAAAUCAGAAAAAGUGCGCUUCAGAUUUUGUUUGACACUCUAAGGAACCAUGGCCAGCACUUUUCGCUACCCCUUUGGGAGCGAGUGUUCGAGUCAGUCUUGUUUCGUAUGUUUGAUUAUGUUCGGCAUGCAAUUGACCCGUCCACAGAAAACUCAUUUGGAGAGGGUGCUCAUGGUGAUAUAGCUGAGUUUGAUCAAGAUUCAUGGCUGUAUGAGACUUGUACACUGUCUCUUGAAUUAAUUGUGGAUCUUUUUGUCAAGUUCUACUCAACUGUUAAUCCUCUCUUGAAGAAAGUUCUUAUGCUGUUAGUGAGCUUCAUCAAGCGCCCUCACCAGAGCCUUGCUGGAAUUGGUAUUGCUGCAUAUGUUCGAUUAAUUAGCAAUUCUGGAGACCUCUUCUCGGAUGACAAAUGGCUUGACGUGGUCUAUUCAUUGAAAGAAGCGGCCGUUUCCACCCUUCCUGAUUUUUCGUUUGUCUUGGCUGGGGAUAGUUCAGUUCGGAGUAGUGAAGAAUCAAUUAGCAGACAAGAUCCUGCUGAGUCUACUGGGACUGGUACACAUCAUGAUGCAGACAGUUUGAGAACGCAGCAGUUUUAUGCUGCUGUAGCUGAUGUCAAGUGCCGUUGUGCUGUUCAGCUCUUGUUGAUCCAGGCUGCCAUGGAGAUCUACAUGUUGUAUAGGACUCAGAUGUCAGCAAAAAAUGUUUGUGUUCUAUUUGACGCUUUGCGUGCAGUGGCAUCACAUGCACAUAAGAUAAAUUGUGAUGCAAAUCUAUGUUCAAAGCUACUAGAGAUUGGAUCCAUUACUCAAAUGCAAGACCCUCCACUUCUACGACUCGAAAAUGAGUCCUAUCAAAUGUGCCUCACACUCCUACAAAACCUUAUGCUCGAUAGACCUGCAGACUUCAACGAAGAGGAAACAGAAUCGUACCUUGUUAAUUUGUGCCGAGAGGUUCUUCAAUUCUACAUUGAAGCUUCAUCUGGACACACAAGUGAGACAUCCGCUGGUGAUGGGGCCCAUUGGAAGAUACUCUUGGGUUCCCGAAGACGUAGAGAGUUGGCUGGACGUGCGCCUCUUAUUGUGGCCACUCUUCAAGCUAUAUGCAGUUUGGCUGAGACUUCAUUUGAGAGGAACCUAUCACGGUUCUUUCCUCUGUUUUCCACCUUGAUCAGCUGUGAACAUGGGUCCAAGGAUGUCCAGGUAGCUUUGAGUGAAAUGCUUAACGUAUCCGUGGGCCCCUUGCUGCUGCGAUCCUGUUGAUUAUUACUGGGUUUUAUUUGGCAGAGUUAGAAGUAUGAUAUCCUUCCCCAGGUGUUGCAGUUUAAGAUUUUGUUGUCAUCUUUGUUUCAAAAUAUUACUAAUUGUUGAGUUAAUAUUGUAGUUUUGGUAGUAAUUAUAUCAUAGUUAGUAUUGUUGAUUUCCAUGACCUAUUGCUUCCUUACCUCGUGCGAUAUCUUACUGAGGGAUGGUAUAUAUCAGGCAUAACAAUUUAGAUACAUGGGGAGCUUUGUUGUAUGAUCUUCAGUGAAUUAUUUUUUUGAAGACAUUCGGUGUAAAAAUGAUUUUUCUUCAAUGAGCAUACAGAGGUUUUGUUAA
Molecule: messenger RNA, 6125 nt
Organism: Beta vulgaris subsp. vulgaris (sugar beet)
Lineage: Eukaryota; Viridiplantae; Streptophyta; Magnoliopsida; Caryophyllales; Amaranthaceae
Product: brefeldin A-inhibited guanine nucleotide-exchange protein 2
Exons: 11
Coding region: 414-5789 (1791 amino acids)
Biological process (GO): regulation of ARF protein signal transduction
Cellular component (GO): trans-Golgi network
Molecular function (GO): guanyl-nucleotide exchange factor activity
Source: RefSeq, a predicted model, not a curated record